GCUCUGCGAUGGUCACUUUAAACCCUCACAGCCCCCUUUCUACUGGAUGUUGGCAAUUCAGGAAAUUCAGCUCACACACACACACACACACACACACACACACACACACACACACGCACACACAACAGGCCCAUCCUGCUCCUUGCAGAAGGCGCCCUGGCCAUCAGCCAAUCAGGGCGCAGCAGGAUAUGACGUAGCGUUCCAGCACUAGGAAGCCCUGCGACUGGCGCGCCAAAUUUCAAAGGACUUCCUCCUGGGAGGACAGAAGCUGCACCGACGCAAACAACAAAACCUCUGCAGAAACUAGUACAUUAGAGUUUGAUUUCAAGUCGUAGCAGGUGAAUCCGGCCGGUGGAGCAGAAGACGACGGUCUGCGGAGGGAUAUCAGAUGUCAGAGAGGAGUAGAUCACACAGACCUCAGCUGUUCCACCCUGUCAGGCUUCCCACCUGUAAUUGAUGUCAGGAGCCUGGGAUUUUAAUCUCACACACACACACACACACACACGAACACACGAACACACGAACACACGAACACACAGAUGACAGCUGUUCAAACCUGGAAAAUAUUAAACGUCAGAACUCAAGCUAAGAGUCACGGCUGUCAAGUUGUUUUUUGGCAGGUUUACUUUUUUUUUUAAUGUUUACUGCACCUUUUGGUUCAACAGAGUAACACACCGGCUGUCCACGUUACUGAAGCUCUUUAUUCUCAAAUCCAUCUGCUUAUAGCCUCCGCUCCGCGGGGGAUUUAGUCUGUUUGAGUUUGAGCUCAUAACAGAGUGCCGAAGCUCAUUUCCACACUUCAGCAGCUUAUACAGUGCUCCGUAUCCUCAUUAUUUAUUCAUGUAUUCACAGCAGGGCACGACAAGUCAUCAGCUUUCCAUACUAAUGCAAACACCUGUUUCUCAGGGCUGCUCCACCUGCCUGUAACCUUCCCACUCUCACAGUAUAUUUCAUCCUGUGGUAUAGCUUUAUGUUAGCAGGCAGCACCUUUUGGUCAAAUGCCUUCAGUUUAACUUCAGCCCACUAGCAAAGAAUCCAAAAAUGGAUUGCAGCUUCCUGUAACUCAGGGCCUGUCACAGAUCGGGUGUGGGCCUCUGGGCAGGUGAGGGUGGGGGGGCUUAGACAAUCAAACCCAUCAGUCAUGCUGUCCGGGGUGCAGCCGUGCUUCCAGUUGCUUCGGAUCGGCUCGUCGGCCGGCGACUCGGCGCGGGACCUGUACACGUUCAGGCCGGCGCUGAGCCACUCCGUGUUCCGACUGGGCCGGGCGGCGGAGCUGUGCGACGUCACGCUGGACUCCACGACGGUGUCACGGAUCCACGCCGAGCUGCACGCGGAGAGGGAGGCGGGCGAGGGUGACGAGGCGCCGCAGGAGGAGGGCUGGAGGGUCCACAUCAAGGACAGGAGCAGUCAUGGCACCUGGGUGAACGAGGUCCGCCUCCAGCCCGGCGUCCAGUGGGAGCUCUCAGAUGGCGACACGCUGACCUUCGGCGGCCAGUCGUCUCCAGGGAGCCCGGAGUUCUACUUCCUCUUCCAGAAGGUCAAAGUUCGCCCGCUAGACUUCGAUGCCAUCACGAUCCCAAAGGCGGGCACUUUCUCCUCCGACAUACAGAACCGGAUCAGAACUAACCUGGACCGCAAGGUGGCCGCCAACCUGGACCUGUCCAAGCUGUCCAUCAACCGGGCCACCGUCAUCCUCAACUCCAUCGGCAGUCUGAGUAAGAUGAAGGGCAGCGCCUGGACCUUCCAGAGGAGCCACAGCCACGAGGGAACCGCCUCGGACCCCGGCUCCUCCUCUCCGCCUCCUCGGGCCGCGGGCUUGUCCUCUCUGCUCCCGCCCUCCACGCCGCCGUCGUUCUCCUCCGCAGCCUCGGCACCUUCGGCAAAGUGCCUCCAGUCGGCGUCCAGGAGCCGGAGGAAGUCGGCUCACACGGUGCUCCUCGAGGACGACAGCUCAGACGAGCCCCGGAGUCGAGGAGCUCCAGCCGGAGUCGUGGAGGACGGACAGAGGUCGAGGGGGAAAAAGAGGCGACGGCUCUACAAGUCAGAGUCUGAGAGUUUCAGCUCCCCGCCUCCUCUGCCGCUGCAGCACAAGAGCCACAACGACGUCCAGCGACGGCCGCUGGAGGCCAAGCCCUUCCCCGUCGGCAUCAGGACCAUCGGCAGUUUCCACGGCGCCAUGACGAACAGCAGGCUCAACCACCACCUCCUCCAGGCCUCCUUCACCAACCCCGCAGUCCACAAACAGGAAGUGCACCGGGUCAAGACGGUGAUGCACGGCAACAUCGCAGCUUUCCGCCAACAGAAACCCGCCCACAGCUCUACCACGGCGCUGAGAGGCCGGCGGAGGGCUCACAGCUCUCCGGUAUUCUCCCCUCUGGUGGUCGGAGGGGAGAACUACAGUCUGGCCUCGCCUUCAGUGAGGAUCCGCACAGAGGAGAGAGGCCGGGUGCAGUUCAACAGAUUUCACCAUCCAACAAGUAAGCGCCGUGGCCGCCCCAGAAAACACCCGCUCCUUCCCCGGCCUUCCCUGCCCUCUCCAUCCUCCUCGUCCUCCUCUUCCACCUCCUCCGCCUCGUCCUCCUCCGGCUCCUCCUCUUCGUCCUCUGACGACGAGGACGAUGACGACGACGAAGAGGAGGAAGAGGGGGAGGCGACGGGCGGGGCAGUGGAGCCGUGCGCGGCGCCGCGGUGUCGGCUCCCCCAGCAGGACACGGUGCAGUGGAUCCAGUGUGACGUGUGCGACGCCUGGUACCACAUAGACUGUCUCCACGUGGACCGCAAGAAGCUCCUGAAGGACCCCAACGCCGACUUCCACUGUGGCUGUCGCUGAUAUGAGAGAAUCCCAGUUUGAGACGAUGGAUCCAGUUUUCAAGCUUUCAAGUUCCCUAAAAUGUUUAUUUCCUUCAGCCACGCUCGUGGAAAAUCAAUUUCAUCGAAGGUUGCUACUUCUUCUUCUUCUAACGACCAGCAUGCAGUGCUUCUUUCUCACCGCAACCGCCGCUGGCGAGCGCAGGAACAGAGUUUCCUUCAAUCUUUACAUCCUGAUCUUCCCCAAGUUUGAGGAUUUGUGACCCAACAGUCACACAGCUGCUUCAUAAACCUCUCACCCGCUCACUUUCAGGGCUGAAACGGUAAUGAAAUGUCUCAGGUUGGAUUUCAUUAUGACUUUGACUGCCUGGAGAGGUGCGGUCAGGGGCGGGAAAACAUGAUGAAAUGUUUCUGAGUACACUCCCACCGUGGCUGUCGUCGACCAGGGGGCAGGCAGCCUUCAGGAAGAUUAAUGAAACGUUUCAGAUCCGGCCGCCGCAGUCGGAGUCUUUACACUCUCAGAUGUCUCAGUGCAGCCACCUACACUAUUUUAACUAUUUUACAAGGCCAAGUUUUCAGGGCAGGAUAGGACCUUCAACGACUAUUUCCGUGUUUUUGGGUGGCCAACAACAGCCUCCCUCCCUCCCCAAGAGAAACCAGCGCUGGGCCGGUAUCUUCCCACCUCAGUGACGAUAAAACUUGAUGAAAUGUUUCCGUGCAGCCUCUCAGGGUGGCAGCAGCUGUCUAGGAGUGGGCGUGUGAUGUUUCAAGACAAUUAAAUGCUAGGAAAUGUGUCAGCAGACUCCCAUUGUAGCUGCUGAUGAGCGCGCUUGAGGGAUGAUAAUCAAAUGUUUGAAGGCACUUGUGCAGAAGCAGCUGCUGGAUUUUGUGGGGGGCUGAAUGUGAGCAGUGGGACUGUUGUUAGAAGACGUCUGAGUGCAGACUGACAGUGUGGCGGCUGCUGCUGCUUUGGGAGGGACUCAUUACCAGUGAAAUGUCAUGAAAUAUCAUCCGCUGAUGUAACGCGGAUAAACAGAUUCAGGAAGGCCUCGUCGUUUCUGACUGGCGGGUUGAGUCGUAGAUGAGUCUUCCCUACAGAUCGAUCUCUUCGCACUACUGAACUCCCGGGUCUCAAAGUGGACGCUUGUGUCCUGACAGAACUGUCCUCCACCUCUGAACAGCAUGUACACAUGUCUUUAUCAGGUGCUGCUUGAAUUGGUUCAAAAUUCUUCUCUUAAGCACCUUUUCUAGUAUUUAAAUCUAAAUGUUGUCUUUGAUUGGCUCGCCUGGUCAAAACCAGUCUAUCAUAAAGAAGCAGUUUACCUCUCGUAUAACCUGUAUAGUAGUUCUGACUCAUCCAGAUAACAGUAGUGUUAACAAUAGAGUUUGUCUUGGCUGGUGUUGUGUAAAAAAGGCGUCUACUUUAAUCAUACCACUAUGGCUGUUUUAUUUGAAGUGGAAGAAAAUGUAGAAAACUUCUUGAUUCUUGAGCAAUAAAAUCAGAAAAAAA
Molecule: messenger RNA, 4318 nt
Organism: Sebastes umbrosus (honeycomb rockfish)
Lineage: Eukaryota; Metazoa; Chordata; Actinopteri; Perciformes; Sebastidae
Gene: tcf19l
Product: transcription factor 19 (SC1), like
Exons: 6
Coding region: 1142-2830 (562 amino acids)
Biological process (GO): regulation of gene expression
Cellular component (GO): nucleus
Molecular function (GO): protein binding
Source: RefSeq, a predicted model, not a curated record